CCGGAGCUACAAAGAAGGGGAGAGGGAGGGAGGGAGGAGCGGCGACGGCGGCGCCGGGGGCCUCUCCGCACCCUCCCCCUGGGCAGGAGCCCCCUCGAAGCGGCCUCGGCCCCCGACGCGGGGCCGCCCCUCGGCGCCCGCGCCCGCCCGCCCGGAAUGAUGAAGAAGAACAAUUCCACCAAGCGGGGGCCUCAGGAUGGAAAUCAUCAGUCUUCACCGCCUGAGAAGGUCGGCUGGGUCCGGAAAUUCUGCGGGAAAGGGAUUUUCAGGGAGAUUUGGAAAAACCGCUACGUGGUGCUGAAAGGGGACCAGCUCUACAUCUCCGAAAAAGAGGUAAAAGAUGAGAAAAAUAUUCAAGAGGUGUUUGACCUGAGUGACUAUGAGAAGUGUGAAGAGCUCCGGAAAUCCAAGAGCAGGAGCAAGAAGAACCAUAGCAAGUUCACUCUUGCCCACUCCAAACAGCCUGGGAACACGGCACCCAACUUGAUCUUCCUGGCAGUGAGUCCAGAAGAGAAGGAAUCAUGGAUCAACGCCCUCAACUCCGCCAUCACCCGAGCCAAGAACCGCAUCUUGGAUGAGGUCACCGUUGAGGAGGACAGCUAUCUCGCACACCCAACUCGAGACAGGGCAAAAAUCCAGCACUCCCGCCGCCCCCCAACUCGGGGACACCUAAUGGCUGUGGCUUCAACGUCUACCUCGGAUGGCAUGCUGACCUUGGACCUGAUCCAGGAGGAAGACCCUUCCCCUGAGGAACCAACCUCCUGUGCUGAGAGCUUUCGAGUCGACCUGGACAAGUCUGUGGCCCAGCUGGCAGGCAGCCGGCGGAGAGCAGACUCAGACCGCAUCCAGCCCUCCUCGGACCGGGCAAGUGGCCUUCCCCGACUUUGGGAAAAGCCAGACAGAGGGGCCACCUACACCCCCCAGGCACCCAAGAAGUUGAGCCCCACAGAAAAAGGCCGCUGUGCCUCCCUGGAGGAGAUCCUGUCUCAGCGGGACACUGCUGCAGCCCGCACCCUCCAACAGCGGGCCCAGGACCCACAGACCCCCAUCCCACCCCACCCGGGGCAGCUGUCCCGGAUCCAGGACCUGGUAGCAAGGAAACUGGAGAAGACUCAGGAGCUGCUGGCAGAGGUUCAGGGACUGGGAGACGGGAAGCGAAAGGCCAAGGACCCCCCUCGGUCUCCUCCCGAUUCUGAGUCAGAACAGCUGCUGCUGGAGACAGAGCGGCUGCUGGGAGAGGCGUCAUCAAAUUGGAGCCAGGCGAAGAGGGUGCUGCAGGAAGUCAGGGAGCUGAGGGACCUGUACAGACAGAUGGACCUGCAGACCGACUCCCACCUCAGACAGCCCAGCCAACAUAGCCAGUUCCGGAAGAGCCUGAUGUAGAGGAAGGUGACAGAGUCUGGAACGUGUGGGGGUGGACAGACUCUUUAUCUCCAAGUGUUGCAGGAUACAGCUUUUUUAUUUACCUCAGUCAAAAAAGAAAACAAAAACACUAUC
Messenger RNA from Physeter macrocephalus (sperm whale), 1497 nucleotides. It is a transcript of the gene PLEKHO1, whose product is annotated as pleckstrin homology domain containing O1. Gene Ontology annotation, biological process: regulation of myoblast fusion. Bases 157 to 1383 code for a protein of 408 amino acids. The record is from RefSeq and is a predicted model, not a curated record. The transcript has 6 exons. Gene Ontology annotation, cellular component: ruffle membrane; muscle cell projection membrane. NCBI's taxonomy places the organism in Eukaryota, Metazoa, Chordata, Mammalia, Artiodactyla, Physeteridae.